AUUUCUAAAUACAAUGUUUUGUACCGGAAAUUCACUACCAAGAAGAACAAGACAUGGGAAGGUGAUGCGGUUCUGUCACUAAAUUCAUCAACUAAUUUUGCUACAAUUAGAAACGAGGACGAUAUUGUCAUAGGCAGAAUCAAAGAUGCAGACAGGGUAAUUUUUAAAGGUUGCUUCAAAUGCUCUGGCUUUGAAUUCGAGUUGGAUGACGAAAUAAUCCAUUCAAAGGUGCCCAAGCUGAACUUGUCAAGUACACCAAGACAUAUUCCUCAAUCUGUUAUAAGGGCCCAUAAACCUUCCACUUUCAAAUCCCCCUUGAUUGCAGAAGCAGUUAGGCAACCUUCACCUGAUAUGAUACAGUUCAAUGAUUUCACACAUGACAAAUCAGAUCCCUUGUUUAUGCCAGAUUUACCCAAAAGCAUAGACGCGUCCGAAAAGCCACGAAUGGUAGUGGUAGAUCCUUCGAUAUCAUCUAAGUUGAGGCUCCAUCAACGUGAAGGAGUCAAAUUUUUAUACUCAUGUUUGAUGGGACUCAAAUCGCCUGAUAUGAGGGGUGCAAUCCUAGCAGAUGAAAUGGGCUUAGGGAAAACUCUACAGACUAUAACUUUAAUAUGGACCCUUUUAAGACAGUCUCCAAUUGCUGGUCAAAAACCUACAAUAAACAAGGUCUUAAUAUGUUGUCCUGUUUCUUUAGUCAAUAACUGGAAAAGCGAAUUCUCAAAAUGGUUGGGACUAAACCGUUUGAACGUUUUAACAAUUAAUAGCAACAAAUAUCAGAAUGAGAAGCAGGAUGUUGAGCUCUUUGGCAGAAAUAAUGUUUAUCAGGUGAUGAUAAUGGGUUAUGAAAAAAUGCAGUCCAUGUCCGAUUUACUUUCAGGUAUAAGAUUCGAUCUCUUAGUUUGCGAUGAAGGCCACCGUCUCAAAAACAGUGAGAACAAAACCAUGAAAACCCUUGAAAGCUUUAAUAUAAGGCGGAGAAUCUUACUAUCAGGAACGCCGAUCCAGAAUGAUCUUGUUGAAUUCUAUACAAUGGCAAAUUUUACCAAUCCUGGAAUUUUUGGCGACCUGAAAACUUUUCAGAAGGAAUUUAUCAAGCCAAUUCUAGACUCGAGAGACCCGAACUGCAGAAAUGAGAAAUUCAUCAAGAAUGGAAAAAAGAAAUCCAAAGAACUAGUUGACAAGACUAAUAAUUUUAUACUUAGAAGAUCUAACCUCGAACUGACUAAGUAUCUACCCAAGAGGUCAGAUUAUAUUAUCCUCGUCCCACCAACACCACUUCAACUUCAAUUAUUAAAAACUGUGAUCGAAACGAAAAAGUUUAAGAGUCUGAUAGAGUUAGACGAAUCUGUUUCCAGUUCUGCUACAGGUGGCGCCUUCAACUUAAUAAACACGUUCAGGAAAAUAUGCAACUCUCCCUCGCUAUUAAAGGAUGACAGCUUUUUUCUUGAGGUUUGCGAAAGAAAUUCAGAUUCACUUGACGAUGUAAACUUCAGGAAACAAUUGUCAAAAAAAGUCAAAAGCGGCAAGUUAUUGGUUUUGAUUAAACUUCUUGGAAUGUUGCACUCAGAUGGAGAGGAAAAAGUGGUCAUUGUAUCCAAUUUCACAGCAACUUUGGACAUCAUCGAAUCAUUGUUUAGAUCGUUGAAUCUUGUGUUUCUACGACUUGACGGAUCUACUGCAUCGAAUGAAAGAAGUAAGCUUGUGGAUAGAUUCAAUAAGUCGUCCCCUGAUAAAGUAUUCGCACUACUUUUGAGUGCCAAAGCUGGGGGAAUUGGAUUGAAUCUCGUCGGUGCAUCGAGAAUUGUAUUGUAUGAUAAUGAUUGGAAUCCCGCAGUUGAUCUUCAAGCGAUUGCAAGAAUACAUAGAGACGGACAAAAACGGGAAGUGAAAAUUUACAGACUGUUAACAAACGGGUGCAUCGAUGAGAAGAUCUUUCAAAGGCAAUUAGCCAAACAAGAUUUAAGUGAUCGCUUUGUCGACCAAGGAGGAGGUGAAAAAGAAUUAUUUGAUCGCUCGGAGUUGAAGGAUAUUUUCACCGUACAGUUUGAUAAAGUGGAGAAUCACGACUACUCUAAUACCCAUGAAAUGAUGAUGUGCGAAUGUAAAGGUGAUGGCAUUACGUCGAUUGAUGAUUCGUGCCCGAGGGAGAAAAAUGAGGAAACAGAAGCAGAAGCAGAAGUAGAACCGGAUUUUACUUCUCAGCGUAAAGUUGAGGUUAUGAAAUUUGUGUCAGCAUUAACAUUUGCUGAUCACUAUAAGGUGGAAGAGGAAGAUGCGUUAGAUAUGAAAAAACAGCAAUUGAGACGCUGUAUGAAGGGGUACAAGCAUUUAAAUCCAGUGUCGGCAACAAAUAGAGAUUUUAGAACAGACGAUGCUGUGCUUAACAAACUGCUUAAUGAACAAGAUAAGGCCAAACCAUUAGUUUCGUUUGUAUUUGGAAAA
This is a messenger RNA of Pichia membranifaciens NRRL Y-2026, 2442 nucleotides long. RefSeq lists its product as hypothetical. Gene Ontology annotation, molecular function: ATP-dependent chromatin remodeler activity; ATP binding; DNA translocase activity. The annotation marks the transcript as partial. The record is from RefSeq and is a predicted model, not a curated record. The transcript has 2 exons. Gene Ontology annotation, cellular component: nucleus. Lineage: Eukaryota; Fungi; Ascomycota; Pichiomycetes; Pichiales; Pichiaceae. Gene Ontology annotation, biological process: double-strand break repair via homologous recombination; reciprocal meiotic recombination.